Messenger RNA from Asparagus officinalis (garden asparagus), 1846 nucleotides. Its product is annotated as molybdate-anion transporter-like. Lineage: Eukaryota; Viridiplantae; Streptophyta; Magnoliopsida; Asparagales; Asparagaceae. Gene Ontology annotation, cellular component: membrane. Gene Ontology annotation, biological process: molybdate ion transport. Gene Ontology annotation, molecular function: molybdate ion transmembrane transporter activity. The record is from RefSeq and is a predicted model, not a curated record. The transcript has 8 exons. The coding region runs from base 97 to 1485 and encodes 462 amino acids.
UUUGUUAUAAAGAGCCUCCCCUCCUCCCUCUUCCUCUUCCUCCAUACUCAGUCCCAAUCUCAGAUCCACCAACCCCCCCGCCCCUGACAAAGAACAAUGGAGACGUUUUAUAUCGUGUUCUUUGGGUUUUUGUCGCUGGUGGUGGCUGUGCUGGAGCUGAGCAAAGGCAGCAAGGACAAGAUCUCAACCUCCUCCGCCUUCAACUCCUUCAAGAACAACUACCUCGUCGUCUACUCUCUCAUGAUGGCUGGAGAUUGGUUACAAGGUCCCUAUGUCUACUUCCUCUACAGUCAGUAUGGCUUUGAUAAGGGUGACAUUGGCCGCCUUUUCAUCGCUGGUUUUGGAUCCUCCAUGCUCUUUGGAACAAUUGUAGGAUCUCUCGCUGACAAACAAGGUCGGAAGAGGGCAUGUGUUACCUACUGCAUAACUUACAUCUUGAGUUGUAUGACCAAGCAUUCCCCGCAAUAUAAAGUGUUGAUGUUGGGCCGUAUAUUGGGAGGAAUUGCCACGUCUCUCUUGUUUUCGUCUUUCGAAUCUUGGCUUGUUGCUGAGCAUAAUAAGAGGGGAUUUGAACCGCAAUGGCUGUCUUUAACUUUCUCGAAGGCUAUUUUUCUUGGCAAUGGUCUCGUUGCCAUUAUCUGUGGAUUAUUUGCAAACAUGUUAGCUGAUAACUUGGGUUUUGGCCCUGUGGCUCCUUUUGAUGCCGCUGCUUGCUUCCUUGCAAUUGGCAUGGCUGUUAUCUUAUCAACAUGGAGUGAAAACUAUGGAGACCCUUCUGAUAACAAGGAUUUAAUUACUCAGUUUAAGGGUGCUGCUUUAGCCAUUGCUUCUGAUGAGAAAAUUGCUAUGCUUGGUGCAAUUCAAUCACUAUUUGAAGGCUCCAUGUAUACCUUUGUGUUCUUGUGGACUCCUGCUUUAAGCCCAAAUGACGAGGACAUUCCUCAUGGUUUUAUUUUUGCGACCUUCAUGUUAUCUUCAAUGUUGGGGAGCUCUAUUGCAUCACGGCUAAUGGCUCGGCCAACACUUAAAGCUGAAAGCUACAUGCAGAUUGUUUUUGUAAUCUCUGCAUUGACACUACUACUUCCUGUUCUUACACCUUUAUUAGUGACACCUACUGCGGUUAAAGGGGGAAGUAUCUCCCUUGCGGGCUGUAUCCAACUCUUUGGCUUCUGCACCUUUGAGGCAUGCGUGGGAAUAUUUUGGCCAUCCAUAAUGAAAAUGAGAUCACAAUAUAUUCCAGAAGAGGCUAGGAGCACGAUCAUGAAUUUCUUCCGCAUUCCACUCAACAUUUUUGUGUGUGUUGUGCUUUACAAUGUGAAUGCAUUCCCUAUCACCGUCAUGUUUGGCAUGUGCUCUAUUUUCCUAUUAGUUGCUUCCAUUUUGCAAAGGCGGCUGAUGACUGUUGCUGAGGCCCACAGAUCAAAGUCUGAAAACUGGACAUCAAUGAAAGAGAGGGAUCCUGAAACAGAACCACUAAGCAUGUAACAAGCAAUGAGCUGGUGGAAACCAGAAUUAGUUCACUUUUUAGUGGCCUCAGCUCAGAAGAUAAUUGCAACCGAUCAUCGUUAAUUCAUAUUUCAAAUGAAGUAUGCUUUGUGAAGGAGAUUGGAGAUUCGUAGCGCACACCCUCAAGUUAAAAUCCUGUAGCCUCUUUUACUUUUUUUCGCAGUUAAAAGUAAUUGGUCUUAAUUGAGUUCUUAGCUGGGGUUAGUGGGUUGCCUGUUGGAUCGCUUGGUCCCUAAUAUUUUUGCACGCUGAUUUUACUUCACUACGUCGAGCCUUUCUAUGUGCAUGUUGGAUCUUUAGUUUUGCGGGCUAUAUUGGAAAUAGUUCUGGAGAUGCAAUA